Molecule: messenger RNA, 372 nt
Organism: Sphaeroforma arctica JP610
Lineage: Eukaryota; Ichthyosporea; Ichthyophonida
Exons: 4
Coding region: 1-372 (123 amino acids)
Biological process (GO): transmembrane transport
Cellular component (GO): fungal-type vacuole; membrane
Molecular function (GO): ABC-type peptide transporter activity
Source: RefSeq, a predicted model, not a curated record
AUGUUGGCAAAUGACAGUCACAAGUUCUAUGAGCUGAUGCCUUUGCUAAACCUUUUGUGGGCCGCUCCAUUGCAAAUCGCUGUGGCGACGUUCUUUCUUAUACGAUUUCUGGGAGUCUCUGCGUUGAGCGUAAAGUUCUUCUCAUGGGAAAUCCCGUAUGUGGACCGCAUCCUCGCCAAACGUGCCGUGGAGAUGGGUUUUGUAAGCAAAGAGCUCUUUCUCUCUGCUUGGACGAUGUACCUACUGAUGGUGUUUCCCAUGUAUGGUAUGCUGGUGACCUUUGUGGUUCAACACCAGAUCACACCGCUGAACUCCGCCGACACUUUUGCUGCACUGAGUUUUUUCAGUAUAUUAAAGUAUUGUAAGUAUUAA